Messenger RNA from Cannabis sativa, 684 nucleotides. RefSeq lists its product as uncharacterized. The record is from RefSeq and is a predicted model, not a curated record. Lineage: Eukaryota; Viridiplantae; Streptophyta; Magnoliopsida; Rosales; Cannabaceae. The coding region runs from base 1 to 684 and encodes 227 amino acids. The transcript has a single exon.
AUGGGGAACUGUGUGGGUGUGUUGAAAGAGUUCCAUCAGUCAUCGUCGUCGACGACGUCAGAUCCGAUGAUGAUAGAUCAUGAUGAUGAUGAUGGAGUCAAAGUCAAAGUUAUGAUGUCAAGCGGCGGUGUAAUGGAGUUCUAUGCUCCCAUAACUGUCAGCUCAAUUAUCGAGGAGUUCCCUGGCCACGCCUUAUUCCGUCGAAACCCUAAUAGUGACGUGAUCAUUCCUAAUCCACUCCUCCACGACGAGCGACUCAAUUCUGGUGAGCUCUACUAUCUUUUGCAUCGUGAUAUCACCGACGUAAUUUAUAAUAAUAAUAACAACCCUUGUAAGACCCCUCAAAAUAUAUCAUACCGAGUCUCAUCUUGUGAAGAUGAUUACUCGGGACAAGAAGGAAAGAAGAAGAAAAAGAAGAAUCUGAUAACGAGAAUGAUGACAAAGUUGAUGAAGAAGAAGAAAAAGGGAAAUUUGGACAUUUGGAAAGUGAAGUUGGCUAUAAGUCCUGAACAACUAUCUGAGGUUAUGUCCCAAAAUUCAUCCCUUGAGGCACUAAUUGGCAGUGUACGGAUGGUGGCCAAGUGUAGCCCUACUACAUCCACUUUUGCCAACUCUAGUCAAUGUAGUGCAAAAUCAGAGUUAGUAUUAGAUAGUAAGGGAGCCAAUAGUGAAAAACACAUGUAA